Molecule: messenger RNA, 887 nt
Organism: Saprolegnia parasitica CBS 223.65
Lineage: Eukaryota; Oomycota; Saprolegniomycetes; Saprolegniales; Saprolegniaceae
Exons: 1
Coding region: 25-828 (267 amino acids)
Source: RefSeq, a predicted model, not a curated record
UGAAAGGGCAGACGCGAGAUAGCCAUGCACUUUCCGUCUUGCUCGCCACGGCCCAGCCGCCUCUUCGCACCACACAUGAAGCUGCUCUUGCUUGCCUGCACCGCGCUGCCGUGCCUCAUGGUGCUGGCCAAGGACAGCCAAGGCCCCGUGCUCCAAGAGGCCAAGACGAGCGAAGUGCUCAAGAGCGUCAUUGACGUCGCUCUCGGCAAGGAAGCCAACGACGGCGCCAGCACCGUCGGCUUCGUGCUCAGCCCCGAGCAGAUCGACAUGAUCCAAAGCGCGCUCGGCGUCGAAAUGACGGAGAGCGAGGACGAUGCACCCGACGUCAAGCGCCGCGUGGACAACUCGGCGAUCAAGCACCGUGCAUUCCCGGGCGACCUCCGCGGCCUUGGUGCGAUCGACGACAUGAUGAAGGGGCAGCUCGAGUCGCUCAUCAAGGUCGCGGGCGUCGAGCUGCCGACGGACCUCGACGCGCGCAUCAACAACGACAAGAUCGACGACCUCCUCUCGUGGUACAACAUGACCUGGCUCGCGUUCAACCUGAGCGUGUCGUAUGUCUUUGGCGAUGGCCUCCUCGGCGGCGUCGUCGUUGCGUCUCUGCUCGCGACACUUUUUGUCGUGCUGCCGUGGGCUCUCCGGAAGCGAAGGGAACGGGCCAUGACGCGCUGGCUCACCGCCUUUUACAUGGAGCACGCGCCCGACUCGAUGCUCCGCAUCCCGAAAGCGGUCGAAGCGUACAUGCAGCUGCCGCGCGGCUUUGAUCGCAUGAAGGCCGACGUCAUCAAAAAAUACAUUACGAACGCCGACGAGACCAAGAAGACCAAGUAACUCGACUCGACCAGUGCACCCUCAAUUUUCGAAAUACAUUUGCAACCUGUCAGUCUGUA